AAAAAGAUGGCAGGAGGAUUUGCAGCAAGUGGUGGUGGAGGUGGUGAUUAUGAAGGAAAAGUUACAGCUUUUGUUAUUAUGACAUGUUUGGUUGCAGCCACUGGUGGUUUACUCUUUGGUUAUGACAUUGGUAUUUCAGGAGGAGUGACAUCUAUGGAUGAAUUUUUACUCAAAUUUUUCCCAAAUGUGUAUCACAAGGAGAAGAACUUGAAAGAAGGAGGAAGCCAAUAUUGCAAAUUCAAUGAUCAUAUGUUACAACUCUUCACUUCAUCACUCUAUUUAGCAGCAUUAGUUGCUUCAUUUGCAGCUUCAAUAACCACAAAAGCAUUUGGACGAAAAAUCUCUAUGCUUAUCGGUGGUCUAAUUUUCCUAAUAGGCGCGGUCCUGAAUGGUGCAGCCAUGAACUUGGGUGUACUCAUUCUGGGGCGCCUAUUACUAGGUGUUGGCAUUGGCUAUGCCAACCAAUCUGUCCCCGUUUACCUCUCAGAAAUGGCUCCACCUAAACUUAGAGGAGCGCUCAACGUCUGUUUCCAAAUGGCUGUCACACUUGGCAUACUGAUCGCGAAUCUUGUCAAUUAUGGUACCUCUACCAUGAAGAAAAAUGGUUGGAGAGUGUCUCUUGUUCUCGCGGCUGUACCUGCUGUUAUCAUGACAGUAGGAGCUGUUUUCCUACCAGACACGCCUAAUUCAUUGAUCGAUAGAGGGCAAAAAGAGGAGGCAAAGACAAUGUUGCAAAAGAUUCGUGGUACAAGCAAUGUAGACAACGAAUUUGAGGAUCUUAUCAUAGCAAGCGACAUGUCUAAACAAGUCGAAAGUCCAUGGGGUAACAUUAUGAAACCUAGGUAUAGACCACAAUUGACAGUCGCUGUCCUGGUUCCGUUCUUCCAACAACUCACUGGUAUCAACGUCAUUAUGUUCUACGCACCUGUCCUGUUUAAAACACUUGGGUUUGGGGACGGAGCUGCGUUGAUGACAGCUGUCAUCACCGGACUUGUCAAUGUGUUCGCCACACUUAUAUCCAUAUUCACUGUUGAUAGAUUUGGCAGGAGACCCUUGUUCCUUGUUGGUGGUACACUCAUGAUUAUCUGCCAGAUUGCUGUUGGUUCCAUCAUAGCUAGUGUAUUUGGAGUGGAUGGUCUAGGAACAUUCAGCAAAGGACUUGGUAACAUUACAGUUGCCAUUAUUUGUGUAUAUGUAGCAGCAUUUGCUUGGUCAUGGGGACCCUUAGGUUGGCUUGUUCCCAGUGAAGUUUUCCCCAUGGAAAUUCGAUCAGCAGGGCAAUCGAUCAACGUCUCAGUAAACAUGUUCUUCACCUUCAUUAUCGGACAAAUAUUCCUUACAAUGCUCUGUGAAUUGAAAUUCGGGCUCUUCUUCUUCUUCGGAGGAUUCGUGGUGAUCAUGACAUUUUUCAUCUUGUUCUUCCUCCCUGAGACUAAAGGUAUUCCUAUCGAAGAUGUAUCGAGAAUUUGGAAGAGUCAUUGGUUCUGGAAAAAAUACAUGCCAUCUGACGAAAAUACUCAUGUUUAGAAAUCAUGAUCAUAAUAUAUCGUAAUCCCAUUGUAUUGGGAUUAAAAUGGAUCGAUGAUCGUAAAUAUUGGUACUAUAUACUAUGAUUCAAUUU
Molecule: messenger RNA, 1621 nt
Organism: Solanum tuberosum (potato)
Lineage: Eukaryota; Viridiplantae; Streptophyta; Magnoliopsida; Solanales; Solanaceae
Product: sugar transport protein 10
Exons: 3
Coding region: 7-1527 (506 amino acids)
Biological process (GO): monosaccharide transmembrane transport
Cellular component (GO): membrane
Molecular function (GO): monosaccharide transmembrane transporter activity
Source: RefSeq, a predicted model, not a curated record